GGGCUGCAGUAGCUCCGCAGCUCUCAGGUCACAUGGCCUGCCAGAGCGAGGGGAACCCUGCGCUGGAGCUGCGCCGUAGGAAAAGGUUUGACUUGCAAUGAUUCUGGCCUGAAUUCCAGGAUGAUUUGUUCUUGGGACCAGACAUGACCAAAAGUUGACCUCAUGAGCACACCAACCUCUCCAGCUGCCAUGCUCCUCCGGAGGCUGCGGCGACUCUCCUGGGGCAGCACUGCUGUCCAACUCUUCAUCCUAACUGUGGUGACAUUUGGCCUGCUGGCUCCCCUGGCCUGUCACCGGCUUCUGCACUCUUACUUCUACCUGCGCAAUUGGCAUCUGAAUCAAAUGAGCCAAGAGUUCCUGCAGCAAAACUUGAAGGAAGGGGAGGCUGCCCUCCACUAUUUUGAGGAGCUGCCCUCUGCCAACGGCUCUGUGCCCAUAGUCUGGCAGGCCACCCCUCGCCCCUGGCUUGUGAUCACCAUCAUCACUGUGGACAGGCAGCCUGGCUUCCACUAUGUCUUGCAGGUGGUGUCCCAAUUUCACCGGCUUCUGCAGCAGUGUGGCCCCCAGUGCGAGGGCCACCAGCUUUUCCUGUGCAAUGUGGAGCGCAGUGUGAGCCACUUUGACGCCAAGCUACUUUCCAAGUAUGUCCCCGUGGCUAACCGCUAUGAGGGCACUGAGGAUGAUUAUGGUGAUGACCCUUCCACCAACUCAUUUGAGAAAGAGAAGCAGGACUAUGUCUAUUGCCUGGAGUCAUCGCUGCAGACCUACAACCCAGACUACGUCCUGAUGGUGGAAGAUGAUGCUAUUCCAGAAGAGCAGAUCUUCCCAGUAUUGGAACACCUACUGCGGGCCCGGUUCUCUGAGCCACACCUCCGAGAUGCUCUGUAUCUAAAGCUUUAUCACCCUGAGAGGCUCCAGCACUACAUCAACCCAGAGCCCAUGCGGAUCCUGGAGUGGGUUGGUGUGGGCAUGCUGCUAGGGCCCUUGCUAACCUGGAUAUACAUGAGGUUUGCCAGCCGUCCAGGGUUUAGCUGGCCUGUCAUGCUCUUCUUCUCCCUGUAUAGCAUGGGGCUGGUAGAGCUGGUAGGCCGGCACUAUUUCUUGGAACUGAGGCGCCUGAGUCCCUCCUUGUACAGUGUGGUUCCUGCCUCUCAGUGCUGCACCCCAGCCAUGCUCUUCCCUGCCCCUGCAGCCCGUCGGACUCUCACCUACCUGUCCCAGGUGUACUGCCACAAGGGCUUUGGCAAGGACAUGGCAUUGUACUCACUGUUGAGGGCCAAGGGAGAGCGGGCCUAUGUGGUGGAGCCCAACCUUGUGAAACACAUUGGGCUCUUCUCCAGCCUCCGGUACAACUUUCAUCCCAGUCUGCUCUAGGGUGCCAAGACAUGCCUUUCUGAGAUUGGCCACUUCCUGGAGAUUCACAUAUUGAGCUCUUUAUUUAGACAUGGUUGCUUGCAGAUAUUCCAUUGUUUGGUGUUGCUAGGAGGAAAGGCACUGGGUCACCUGAGGAACACACAGAAGUCAAGAGCCUGGGCUCUGGUAACCCAUGACAGGAGCAGCACUUUGCUCCAGGUCCAGACCUCUCUCCCUCCACACA
This is a messenger RNA of Castor canadensis (American beaver), 1597 nucleotides long. RefSeq names its product post-GPI attachment to proteins GalNAc transferase 4 (gene Pgap4). Gene Ontology annotation, biological process: GPI anchor biosynthetic process. Gene Ontology annotation, molecular function: glycosyltransferase activity. Gene Ontology annotation, cellular component: Golgi membrane. Lineage: Eukaryota; Metazoa; Chordata; Mammalia; Rodentia; Castoridae. The record is from RefSeq and is a predicted model, not a curated record.